AGCAUUAUAUGAGUUGGAAAGGAGAAGGCGAUCGGCGAUCGGUAGAGUAUGAACUGCGAGUCUUGCUUAUCGUAGCUGCCUCAGUCUGCGAUUGACUUUCAACAGCUGAGUGAACGGUUUUUAUUCCACGCUAUACUAUUUAAAAGUUGUGCUCACUCAUUAGUUUGGCCCGAUUAAGUACGCGUUGACGAAAACAGUUUACAGAUCAGUAUAACUGUAUUUGAUCUGGUAUGAUCUAUUGAAAAAACUACCGAUGCAAUCAAAAUAACAGUUCUGAACAACCUUGUCAACGUUAGAAUUAUUCGCGUCUAUAAAUACUCUCUUCAAUUCUCUUAAUAGUUAAUCAAACGGCCAAUUUAACGUUGUAACGUCUUAAAGUUCGAUUACGAAAAAUCAGGAUAACUAUAAGCAAGUAGAACAGCUAUAAUUAUGGCACUUUCACUCGCAGAUGAUCAACGAUUUGCACUCAUGAAGUUUAGACGGAACGUUCAAGAUGUCAUGAAAUCUUCUCACGAUGAUCAAUUCCUUCUACGGUGGUUGAGAGCUAGAAAAUGGGACCUUGUAGCUGCAGAAAAAAUGUUAAGAGAUUCAAUGGAAUGGAGAAAGCGAUGGGAUGUUGACAAGCUGAAUGAAUGGGAAGUUCCAAAAUUGCUAAUAGAUUAUCUUCCUCAUGGACUUAGUGGGUUCGAUAAGGAUGGAGCGCCGGUUAUUAUAAUGCCAUUUGCUGGACUAGAUUUAUAUGGGAUAUUGCAUGCCUUUAGCAAGAGAGAAGUGAUUAAAGCAACAAUAAAAUUGUUGGAAAAUUAUUUGGAUAUUUGUCAAGAACAAUGCAAAAAACAUGGGUUGGCAGCUAGUCAAUGCACUGUCAUUUUUGAUAUGGAAAAUUUUAAUCUUCGACAAUAUAUGUGGCGUCCAGCUGGUGAACUUGCCCUUACCUUGAUUCAAAUGUAUGAAUCUAACUAUCCAGAAAUAUUAAAAGUUUGUUAUAUUAUCAAUGCACCAAAAGUAUUUGCAUUUGCAUUUUCAAUAGCUAAAAAAUUUUUGAACGAAUAUACCAUAUCAAAGAUUCAAAUUUAUAAAGCUGAUCCAUCAAAAUGGAAAUCUGUAAUAUUGCAAAUGAUUGCAGAUGAUCAAUUACCAGUUCAUUAUGGUGGAACAUUAGUUGAUCAUGAUGGGAACCCAAAACUAAUAUCUAAGAUAUGCCAAGGAGGUAAAAUUCCAAAAAGUAUGUAUAUAAAUAAAAAUGAAAAGGACAAAGCAAAUGAAUAUACGACAAUGACUGUGAAAAAAGGAGAUAAAUUAAAACUUGAAUUUCAGUCAAACGAAAUUGGUUUAUUAUUAAGUUGGGAAUUCUACUUAGAAGACCAUGACAUUAAAUUUGGAAUAAUAAAAAAGACAAAUGAUGGGUUACAAACUGAAAUUAUUCCUAUUCACAGAGUCUCUACUCAUCAACAUGAAGAAGUUGGUAUUAUUACAUGUGAAAUUUUAGCAAAUUAUUUUGUAAUUUUUGAUAAUAGUUACAGCUUUCUGCGUAAUAAAAAAAUACAUUACAAUAUACGGUUGACUCCAUCAACAACAUUUGAUGAAGCAACAAUAAUAAAAUCAUAAAAUUUUAACUUUUUUCUUACUAAACAAA
This is a messenger RNA of Phymastichus coffea, 1636 nucleotides long. Its product is annotated as SEC14-like protein 2. The record is from RefSeq and is a predicted model, not a curated record. NCBI's taxonomy places the organism in Eukaryota, Metazoa, Arthropoda, Insecta, Hymenoptera, Eulophidae. Bases 430 to 1608 code for a protein of 392 amino acids. The transcript has 10 exons. Gene Ontology annotation, cellular component: cytoplasm.